Xyrichtys novacula (pearly razorfish) is the source of this 1510-nucleotide messenger RNA. The record is from the annotation of a GenBank genome assembly. Lineage: Eukaryota; Metazoa; Chordata; Actinopteri; Labriformes; Labridae.
CAAUCCUCCAAAGCAGACUAACUUCAAUAUAUGACUCUACUACUUUUAGCAAACAAACAGCAGGUAUGAAGACUGUAUUUUUUAAUCAAGGUUAUUAUUUCUAAUAUAUAUAAUUUUUAGUUUGAUAUUUUAACAUUAAAUAUGAGAUAAAGGUAAACAGAAAUGUUAAGAUAUUUUUUCUACAAAAUGUACUUAGCACAUACUCUCCUGUUGUGUCAUUUGCCAUUUUUGUCAUUUGCCAUUCACAAAACCCAUCUAUGUGUAGAAUAACCAUUUUUGUUGAUAUUGUGCUUAUUCAGUAAGUCACUGAAAACGUUUUAAAUUGGUGACAUAACAAAACUUUGAUUUUUUUUUCCUGACAGGAUAUCAUGGUAAACAUGCAAAAUCCGGAUUACAAAAUAGUAAUUAUGUCACUCUGCAUCGCGCACGUGCUAGUGCUCUGUGAAGGGCGACCCCUAAGGUAAUUUACCAGUCCUACCACCUCUCAAAGCACAAUAAUGAUUUUUCUCACCAAGGUGCAAUGCUGUAUUUUGCCCUUAUUAUAAUUUGUCUGUGCAGCUUCUCGUCAGUGUUAAUUUGAAAAAUAUAUGUGUACAGGAAAAGGACAGUGAGCGAGGUCCAGCUAAUGCACAACCUCGGGGAGCACAAGCAGGUGCAGGAGCGCCGGGAAUGGCUGCAGAUGAGACUCCGAGGCAUCAAUACCGCCCCGGGCCGGAGCAGCAGCGGGGAGGCAGGCCGGCUCAGGUGGAGACUGCGUCCCGCGGAGAUAACCGACCUGAGCCACCUGUCACCAGAGGAGAUCCAGUACGCCUUGAAGCUCUUGGACAAAAUCCUCAAGUCAAAACAUUCAUAACGUGGACAGGCCCAGAGAUAUCAGAAACAAUAUGUCCAACUUCACGAUUUGUUUUUUUAAUGUUAAAACCUAACUGUGGUAUGUCUUCGUUACUGGAACGUAUUUUAACAACUUUUACGUUACCGUUUCUUUAUUUAUUUCUAUUUAUGGAAUUUGUUAUUCAUGUUUGACAACCGAUCAUGGGAACGAGGCUAAGACGAAGUUUGGGGAAUUUCCACUUGUAUUUGGUCUUGUAGCUGAUGUAACAGGUGGCGUUGUUAGACUAAGAUUUAAGUUAAGACUUGUGCAGUUUCCUGCUUAAACCAUGCCGUCUAUGGCUUCAACACACUGAUAUGGAGACUUGGACCAACUAUGUUCUACUUUAUAAUUUUUAGGUUCUAUUUUGCACUUUCCUGACAUUGUCGGGCAUGAUAUACUUAUACUUAUUUAAUUUAAUUUAAAUUGAGACUGUAUUUUUGUCAUAGAUGUUUAAAAUUUGUCUGUAAACGUUGAGUUACGUUGAGUUACGUUUCGACAUAGUACCGUGUAUAUACACUGCGACGACAUAGAAAUAUGCUAUCUUUUCUACUUUUAUAUUUGUUUAUCCAGCCUUGAAACAAAAGACUGAUUUCCUUGAAGGCGUGAAACUGUGUUUACAUAUUUUGUAAUAAAAUCAUG